AUGAGAGAAGUCACUGUUAGAUUUGACGACACUGUUGUACGUGUCACCGACACUUGAUUUAGCGUCGAGACUACCAUGUAUGUAGGUAGCAUGGGACCAUCGACGUUGUUAUCCAUAGCUAGAGGAGGAUGAAAACAUUCUUGUAGGUUGAUUCGGACAUAGGUACGAGUAUUGCAUGCUUAAUUUGAAGGACAGAUCAGGGGCUAAUCUUAGUGACAGUCGUAACAAUGAUCUGACCCAAUCUAAUGUCUUCCAGAGUGUUUUUUUGCAAAGUUUUGAGCCUUAAUAUGUACAGGUUAGAUUGACACAAGCACUGUUCACUCCAAUCUUUGCUUUGUAUACAUGUCCCCAGAAGCAGCUUCUUCUACAAUGGAUCGAGUUAAGAAUAUGGAGGAAGAAUGAAGAGGCAGUCCUCGACCUCUUGUGAAAUUAUUGAAGGGAUGAUAUAGUUUUAAGAGCAUCAUUUUGGAGGUGGGACGUUGUCAUAAUGUCAUGGGAAAGUUCAACUUCAGUUGCUACUGAUGAACUCAAUUUUCUUAAUGUCUUCCGGAGUAUACCAUGCAUAGUUUUGUUAUACAAAGGCAGGAAGUUGAGAGCACAUCAAUUCUAUAUAUUGUGGACUAUUUUGCAGUCAGCCAUUCAGCCAAAAUUGAAAAGGAAAUAUUUAAUACCAUAGAUUCGAGAAAUGCUGAUGUUAUGUCGUAUGGAUUCAUAAAUAUCAUAUUACUUCGAAGUUUGAUGCGUUAAAGACUUAGGAGACCUGUUUUGAAUCACUGGGCAUUAUAUACCUUAUAAUGGACUUAUGCAAGGUUUUAUGCUGUUGUCAAUAAUAUAAGGCAAGGAUUGGAAGAUUCAUACAAUUCAAGCUUCUUCCCGUGAGACAGUUGAUCCAAUUCGGGUUGCAGCUGUUGCCGUUAAAUAUGAUCUUUUAGUGGUGAUGUUGUGGAAGUGUCAGUGAUGUUACAAUUGCCAUGGAUACCGCAAGUACGCAACAUCUCAGACAUUCUCAGUGGUUUUUGGAUUUUAUCAUCGUGUCGAUAUAGUACACAAAGAAUUGCCAUAACAAAGUUAAUGUUUUCUUGCAAUUUUUUUUUUUUAAUUUGUCUAUAAAAAAUGGUUUCUCAU
Molecule: messenger RNA, 1125 nt
Organism: Rubroshorea leprosula
Lineage: Eukaryota; Viridiplantae; Streptophyta; Magnoliopsida; Malvales; Dipterocarpaceae
Source: the annotation of a GenBank genome assembly